AUGAGGUGGUCUGUGUGCUUCACAUUGAUUCUGUCCCUGCUGUUUGUGGCAGGGACAUUAGCUGCCCCAGCUCAGGGCCUGGGACGCGAGAUAAAGGCAAGACAGGAAACGGAUUCAGAUCAAGCGGGAGAGAGUACAUCCAGCGAGGCGUCGACAGCAACACAAACAGAUGCAUCAACAACUGCAUCGACAUCAACAUCAACAUCAGCAACUACCACGGCCACUGGUACGGGUACGGCUACCACGACGAACACCGCAUCAACAACUGCUUCGGCCGCUGAAGCUACCUCGACCGUCCCCUCACUCGAUGGAGCCACUGCCGCUUCCCAGCAAGAGGCGGCUGAUUCGGCAAGGCCAACAUACUCGGGCGGACUCCCUAUCAAGCCGGUAAUCACGCCAGCAUGGGGAGUUGGAGGAUUUAUACUUCUGGUUCUGGGAGUAAUCCUCGCUUUCGUUGGCGUCCGCAAACAAUGGGUCCAAAUCUUCCUCUCAACGGCGUUCCUCACUGCGCUGGGCGUCACCGUCCUCAUUGUAUACGUGAUGAGUCCAUCCGUGAGUAAUGCUGUGCAGGGCGGUUAUGUCGUAGCCGUCUUCUUCACUGGUGCCGUCUUUGGUGGUCUCUCUCUCGUUUUCAAAGAGAUCUGUGAAGGAUUGGGCUGUCUCCUGGGCGGCUUCUGUCUCAGCAUGUGGUUCCUCGCCUUGAAAUCUGGUGGCCUUUUGACCGAAAAUGGUCCUAGAACUGGCAUGAUCGUCGCGUUUUCGGUUGGGUUUUAUUGUCUGUCGUUCAGCCAUUACACGCGUCCGUACGGCCUAAUAGGAUGCUCGUCUUUCUCUGGUGCGACGGCAUUGGUUUUGGGCAUUGACUGCUUUAGCAGAGCUGGAUUGAAAGAAUUCUGGCUGUAUAUCUGGGGAUUGAACCAAAAUAUCUUCCCGCUCAAGACUGAUACUUACCCGGUCACCCGCAAUAUCCGUGUUGAGCUUGCCGUAACGAUUAUUGUCAGUGUCCUAGGUGUUAUUUCGCAGAUUAGGCUGUGGAAGGUCAUUAAGGAGCGCAGAGCUAAGGAAGAAGACGAGCGUAAAGAGCAUGAGCGGAAGAUUGAGGAAGAGGAUGCUGAAGCCGGUCGACAGUUGGAAGAGAAGAACAUCCGGGAACGUGCCAAAUGGGAAAUGACGUACGGCAAUGGCCACGACGGCAAGACCGUCUCGGUAUCCGAAACGGCUGUUGGCGAAGACUCGCGGCGCGGCUCAGAUGCUUUCACAUCUUAUAACAACGACAAGGAUGGCGGCAUUGAGCUUAACGAGAUACAGAGUCCCGAGGCUGGAGCCGAUAGCGAGAAGAACGGCACUGAAGCUCGGGAACUUGAGACAGUGAGAGAGGAGGAUGCUCAGGAAUCGCCUGAGCAAGGAAAGCCGCAAGGGCCCGAGGAGGAGAACGCCGACUCCAAGGCCAGACCCGAGACGCCUAUUGUUACCCAUGUCCUCGGCGAGGACAUUGACAAUUCUUCUGAAAACGGGGCAGACAUUGGCUCGGAGGUUGGGACACCACGCUCAAAACGCUUGUCUGGGAAAGAGCUGUUGGACAGGCUCUCCUGGCGGAACAGCACUGGCAUGAAGGUCAGUUCCCAGUCUGAGGAGGCUUUGGUGGUUCAGAAUGACGCUUCUUCCUCUGUGUAUGGCGUGGUGGAUGAUGUGGAUGAUCUCCAGGAGGUGAGCGUGGGUUGUCCCAGUAUCACAUCGGAUGUCCACGGGCGUGUUGAGGAGAGCCCUAUGCAAGAAACCAUUCUGUCCGAGAAUUUGCCAGAGAAGCGUACUGUUGAGAUAAAGAGCAAGUCAACUGCUGGCUCGCAGGCUGUCCAUGAGAGCACCGCUCAAGAAGCUGGGCUUGCCCUGGAUACAGGCGCAACAGAGCGUCAAUAUGCACAGAAAAACAUUGUGGAAGAGACUGUUUCCAGCAAGGUUGAUUCUCGGGUUUCUGAGGAAGCUGGACUCGGCGUUGUCACGGGUGCAUCAAUUCAGAACGAUGCCGGUAAAGUGGUUACCGACGAAGCCGUUGCAAGCAAAACUACUCAGCUAGCGACUACUGCUGAAACCGUUCCUCGAACUCCCAUUGAAAGCACUAUUGCAAGCCCUCCAGACAGGACUGUAUUGUCUGUCAUGUCUGACCCACUUCAAUCGCCAGAUACGCCUGCGACGGAUGUUCAGAGCGACAUUACAGAUGCACCAGAAACCCAGAAGAGAAAAACCGCGGCACUGGAGCGGCCAUCCCAGAAGGAUGCCAGGGUUGAAACUGUGCAAGCGAGCGAGGCUCAGCCUACAGUCGACACCGCCGAAGAGCAAGUCAUUCCCAAACCAAUGGAGAAGGUCAAGAAGCAGAAGGUCAUCAAGAAACUGGAUGCUUCAACAAUCAAAUCGCUCCCUGAGCAAACAUCCAGAAUCAUCCAUUCUUAUCGCACAAACGAAUGGGCCAAGCAUCUGGCAGAUGCCGACACUCCUGAGAUGGAGCCCAUUGAAUUCGGCAUUGAGCCUGAAGUAGAAGGAUCUAAUGAAGUGCAGGAAACUGCCGCCUUUGUGGAUGUCGACGGUCUUCUACAGACGCCUCUUAAUGCUCAACCACCUCCAGCUGUGAACAGGACUGAAUCAUAUGAGGUGGAAGCUCAUCAACCUGCUGCUAUUCCAUCGGUGCCUUCGCCCGAGGUGCCUCGAUCCAAGUUAAAAAACAGUCUCAGAAAAGCUAUCCAAAACCCGCUCCCGCGCAACGCCUCGACUGGCUCGGUGAACAUGCUGCGAUCAUCCUCUGGCCAACUACCACACACUCAAGAAGGACAGGCAGGAUUACGCAGCGCCUCAACCCCGUUCCUGACCCUCACUGCCCCCGAAACCAAGGAGGCAGAACAAUCACCAAAAUGGAACGGCCCACCUCCCCUCCUCGCCGUCCGUGAGGACAUGGUCCGAAACCGCAUGUCAUCCACAUCCCUUCGCUACGAUCCUUGGGCAUCCCGAAACCAAUCCCGCCAAUCCUUCAACGACUUCUCCCCCAUCUCACCCAUCUCUCCACCUCUCUCAGUCCCCGAAGAAAGGGACGAGGACAUCGAACAAGGCCCACCACGCGACGAAGACGACAUCCCUCUAUCCAAACGACGCACCAUGCUCCAGCGCCAAACCAUGCAAUCCCCAUACGCAGCCAGCAUCCACAGCAUCGAAGCUCCAUCCCCGGUCCAAUCAUCCCCUCCAAGCGCAGAGCUAAACAGACCUGCUUCGAGAAUGGCAGCAUGGCGCCAAUCAGUCCGCGAGGAAAUCACCGACAAGCGUGAUCCCCUUGCUCUCCCUCCCCAGUCCCCGCCUAAUGGUGGUGCCGUGAGCCCCGAUCGACCGCACAGCAGUCUAUGGGGCUCUGUGCAGCAGAUGCGGGAUGUCUCGUCGAACCAGCUUGACAGCGCCGUUGCCAAUGGCAUGCAGCGUGGUAGCAUGACGGAUUUGCAUCGUCAGGCUAUGCGUCGCAUGCAGGCUUCUGCGAAUAAAAAGCUGUAG
Molecule: messenger RNA, 3528 nt
Organism: Penicillium arizonense
Lineage: Eukaryota; Fungi; Ascomycota; Eurotiomycetes; Eurotiales; Aspergillaceae
Product: TMEM198/TM7SF3 family protein
Exons: 2
Coding region: 1-3528 (1175 amino acids)
Source: RefSeq, a predicted model, not a curated record